This is a messenger RNA of Drechmeria coniospora, 222 nucleotides long. RefSeq lists its product as uncharacterized. The coding region runs from base 1 to 222 and encodes 73 amino acids. Lineage: Eukaryota; Fungi; Ascomycota; Sordariomycetes; Hypocreales; Ophiocordycipitaceae. The transcript is spliced from 3 exons. The record is from RefSeq and is a predicted model, not a curated record.
AUGACACCUGACAGGUGGCAGCCAGCGGAGCAGGAUGGGUACGAGGUUCUUGAGACCGGUGGCGGAGGCGAGGAUGCCAAUCGCCGUAGCCGUAAUCUCCGACCGUUGGGCAGCAACAAGCGCCAGUACUUGGACCUGCAUAGCAUGUGCUUGGAUUCUCCGCCCCUCGAGAGCUUGUUGCCCCCAGACUUCCAGGGUCAUGGUGGUGAGCGGCAGGAAUAG